Styela clava is the source of this 2507-nucleotide messenger RNA. Its product is annotated as SUMO-activating enzyme subunit 2-like. Gene Ontology annotation, biological process: protein sumoylation. Gene Ontology annotation, molecular function: SUMO activating enzyme activity. The record is from RefSeq and is a predicted model, not a curated record. Gene Ontology annotation, cellular component: cytoplasm; SUMO activating enzyme complex. Lineage: Eukaryota; Metazoa; Chordata; Ascidiacea; Stolidobranchia; Styelidae.
AUUCAAAAUAAUUUUUUUAUUGCAGUACUUAUGUUACCUAUUAACUAAAAUAUAUUUAUGGAAUCAAACAAUCAGCUAACUGAUCAGGCUUUAACUAAAGAUGUACAAAGCAUUGUUAAUGAUGCAAAGAUUUUUGUCAUUGGAGCUGGAGGAAUCGGUUGUGAAUUGAUAAAGAAUCUUGUACUAAUUGGUUUCAAGCACCUUGAGAUUAUAGAUUUGGACACGAUUGACAUUAGCAACUUGAACCGACAAUUUUUAUUUCAGAAGAAACAUGUAGGUAAAUCUAAGGCCCGUGUUGCACAUGAAAAUGCAACAGCUUUACGUCCAAAUAUAAAUGUACUGUCUCACCAUGCCUCGAUUUUCAACCCAUCAUUUAACAUGGAAUAUUUUAAAAAGUUUGAUAUAGUUCUUAAUGCACUGGACAAUCGUGCGGCCAGGAAUCAUGUAAACAGAUUAUGCCUUGCUGCAGGGGUACCUCUUGUUGAAAGUGGAUCUGCUGGUUAUCUGGGGCAGGUUAAUGUUAUUAAGAGAGGAGAAACAGAGUGCUAUGAAUGUUCACCAAAACCGAGACAAAAAACUUUUCCCAGCUGUACCAUUCGCAAUACUCCUUCUGAGCUUAUUCAUUGUGUAGUUUGGGCAAAAUAUCUGUUUAAUCAACUUUUUGGAGAAGACGAUGCAGAUCAGAAUGUUUCUCCUGAUACAACUGACUUAGAAGAAGAUGCUGCGGAUAGUAGUGAAAAAGUUAGCACAAAGAUUUGGGCUAAAGAUUGUGAUUAUGAUCCUGAAAAAAUAUUCAAUAAACUUUUCCAGUCAGAUAUUGAAUACCUAUUGUCAAUGGACAAAUUGUGGGAAAAAAGGAAGCCACCCCUGCCCAUCAAAUGGAUUCAACAAGCAAAUAAUUCUAAACAUUCUACUUCUUCACAAAUGAUAAUGUCACUUGAAGAGAAUAUGCAACUUUUUGGAAAUAGUCUGACUUUAUUGAAAGACUCACUCCACCAGGAAGGCAGCAGUGACAUGCUUGUAUGGGAUAAAGAUGAUGAUACUGCAAUGAGAUUUGUGUCUUCUGCUGCUAAUAUUCGGGCUGCAAUUUUCGGAAUUCCACAGAAAAGUAUUUUUGAAAUAAAAUCUAUGGCAGGAAAUAUAAUUCCUGCUAUAGCCACCACAAAUGCGGUUGUCGCAGGGUUGAUUGUUAUGCAAGCAUUGUGUAUUUUACAAAAUGAAUUCGAAAGAUGUCGGAAUGUUUUUGUAUCACGAGUUGCAAAUCCUGGAAAAUUAAUAGCUCCAUGCGUUCUCGAUCCGCCUAAUCCAGCAUGCUAUGUAUGUGUUGAAAAGCCAGAGAUCACUUUGAGAUUAGACACAAAGGUCAUGACCCUUGGUGUCUUUAAGGACAAAAUCCUGAAAUUAUAUCUGGGUAUGUCAGCUCCUGAUGUUGAUAUCGACGGCACAGGAGUUAUACUGCUUUCAAGUGAAGAAGGUGAGAGUGAUGAUAGUCUUCCAAAGAGUCUGAGCGAGUUUGGUAUUCAAAACGGUUCACGAUUGUGUGCAGAUGAUUUCCUGCAAAACUUCAAACUUAUCAUAAAUAUUUUGCAUUCGACAGAAUUAUCAGAGGAUGUAGAAUUUGAGGUUAUCAAUAAGACUGGUAUAAUUUUUCAACAAGAUGGUGUCCAAUUGCCUACUGCUAAAGAAAAGGAGGAAUCGGAAUUCAAUGACCUUGAUGAUGUUUGCAUCGUGGAAUCUGAUGGUGGAAGUCAUUUGAGCUCUGUCAUUUCGAAUAACAACAAAACUGAUAGUCAUAUUCUUGAAAAUAGAAAGCGAAAGUUAGAUUUAGGUUCUGGUGAAGAAAUAGAACAAGAUGCUAAGCGAGUAAAAUGUGUUGAAGCAAGCAAACUGGAAGAUUGUGUCGAAAUGAUAGAGUAAAUCAAAAUUUAACUCUGAAAAGAACAAAUCUUUGCUAGAUUAGUAUAAUUGAGAUGAAUGAAGUGGUAUUGGUCGCAUCGCAUGGAAAGUUCAAUUACUUCAUUCUAUCCUAAACUCCAAUUCUGAUAGAUGAGGACUUCCUAAAAUUGCACUUGGUGCUGGGCACAUUGUGCAGUUCAUUAUAUAAUCAUGUUAAGUAUACAUGUAUAUGAGUAACUACUGCACUAUCAUCAACAAAAAUAUUUAUCCUUCUGGGAGAGUUAUAAUUGGAAUAGGAAAAAAAUUCUGUGGCUUCGCUUCCAUAAAAACAUAAAAGCAUAAAAGUAUAUGACAAAAUUAUUCAGUUUUUAAACACUUGAAAAUGAAAUAAUAGUGCCUUGUCCAUAUUGCAGUAAGAUUCUAAUCAUGACUGUAGACUAAAACAAUUAAUGUUGCUCAUCCUUGCAGCAGAAUAUUUCAUGUAACAAAGUAUUUCUUGCAAUAGACAAUAGAAAAGUCUUGUUUACAUUUUGACUCUUGGUUGCUAACUUAAUCAAAGGAUUGGAUAAAUUUUGCCUUCUGUCUCUAGGAAAAUACAGUUAUGAACUAUG